CGGGAAAGGCGGGAAAAGGAGCCGGGAAUUCCGCGGGAUCGGCACCGGGAAAGGCGGGAAAAGGAGCCGGGAAUUCCGCGGGAUCGGCACCGGGAAAGGCGGGAAGAGGAGCCGGGAAUUCCCCGGGAAUUCCGCAGCCGCGCGCCCCGAGCCGAGGACCGGGAUCCGGGAUCCAGGAUCGGGAUCCAGGAUCGGGAUCAGCACCAGGGUCAAGAUCGGCAUCAGGAUCUGAAUCCAGCACCGGGAUUGGGAUCAGGAUCUGGGAUCGGGAUCCAGGACUGGGAUCCGGGAUUGGGAUCAGCACCGGGAUCUGAAUCCAGGAUCGGGAUCAGCACCGGGAUCGGGAUCCAGGAUCAGGAUCAGCACCGGGAUCCAGCACCGGGAUCGGGAUCCAGGACCGUGAUCCGGGAUCGGGAUCCGGGAUCGCUCCAUGGCCUCGCUCCGCUCCCCGUCCCCCCCGUCCCGCGGGGCUGAGGAGGAUCCCGGGAAUUUGGCGUCCAUCACCAUCCCGGCCUCGCCCUUCAUGCAGAAGUUGGGAUUCGGCACCGGAGUCAGCGUCUACCUGAUGGAAAGGUCUCCCCGCGGCUGUUCCCGCUCCCCCUGGGCCGUGAAGAAAAUCAACUCCGGCUGUUCCGGGAUCCAGCGCAGCCUCUUCCAGCAGCGCCUCCGGAACGAGGCCCAGACCUUGCGCAACCUGCGGCACCCCAACGUCGUCGGGUACCGGGCUCUGGCUGUGGCUCCCGACGGGAAUCUCUGCCUGGCCAUGGAAUUCGGGGGCGAGCGUUCCCUGUGGGAUCGGAUCCAGGAGCGCCGGGAGCGCGGCCGCGGGGCCUUUCCCGCCGGAGCCGUCCUGCGCGUCGGGCUGGGCGUGGCCCGGGGGCUGCAGUACCUACACACGGAGCAGCGGCUGCUCCACGGUGACAUCAAAUCCCCGAACGUCGUCGUGCGCGGGGCCUUCGAAUCCGUCAAAAUCUGCGACGUCGGAGUCGCCCUGGCCCUGGACGAGAACCUGGAAGCGCGCGAUCCCGAGCAGCCGUACGUGGGGACGGAGCCGUGGCUGCCUCCGGAGGCGCUGGAGCCGGGCGGGAUCAUCUCGGAUCGCUCCGACAUUUUCCCGCUGGGGCUGACGCUGUGGGAGAUGCUGGCGCUGAGCGUGCCCCACCUGCCCGACUGCAGCGAGGAUUCCUUCUCCUCGGAGGAUUCCCUGCGCUCCGAGGAUUCCCUGCGCUCCGAGGAUUCCCGCUGCUCGGAGGAUUCCGAGGAUUCCUGGGAGCGGCAGUUCCGGGCGCGUUUGGGCUCGCGGCCGCCGCUGCCGGCGGAGGCGGCGCUGGAUCCGGCGCUGGGAUCCGUGCGGGAAUUGUUCUNCGCUGCCCAUGGCAAUUCCACAGGAACUGCUGGAGUGAGGGAACAGCACUCCCAGAGCUCCGGAAUUCCUGCAUUCCUGGAGCUCCAGAGCCCCGGCAUUCCCGGAGUUCCAGCCCCGACAUUCCCAGGUUUCCAACUCUGCCAGGCCCUGGAGCCGCUGCCCAUGGGAAUUCCCCAGGAACUCCUGGAGUGA
This is a messenger RNA of Cyanistes caeruleus (blue tit), 1558 nucleotides long. The record is from RefSeq and is a predicted model, not a curated record. Lineage: Eukaryota; Metazoa; Chordata; Aves; Passeriformes; Paridae.